Molecule: messenger RNA, 5276 nt
Organism: Leptidea sinapis
Lineage: Eukaryota; Metazoa; Arthropoda; Insecta; Lepidoptera; Pieridae
Exons: 7
Coding region: 1-5259 (1752 amino acids)
Biological process (GO): epithelial cilium movement involved in extracellular fluid movement; axonemal central apparatus assembly
Cellular component (GO): axonemal central apparatus
Source: RefSeq, a predicted model, not a curated record
AUGGGGCCAAAAAAAGGGAGUACUAACGAGGAUACUGCAAAUAGUUGGCGAACAUAUAUAGAGGAAGCUUUACUGGACGAUGAGCAAUGGAAAGUAAAAGUCAUAUUAAUUGAAGCUGCGGGUGGUGAUCAAGAUCGCAUUUAUCUUAACAAAUUUGAAGUUUUUGCUGCACAAGAACGACGAUUUGUAAUUAAGAACAUUUGUAAAACUGAAACAAUAUUUAUGGUGAACCAGCUGGGAAGUGAAAAAAAAGUAAAGGAUGAAAGUCUCAGAGUAUUUGAAGAAGGGCAGUCCUAUAUCAAAGAAAAAAAGGAGAUACCUCCUGAUGUAUUGGCACUUAUAAUUAAACAUCUUAUUUUGAAGAUGAAAGAAGAAUAUUUAUAUAUUAAACGUCAAAGAUUACAAGUAAGAGAUGGAAUGCGAAGGGAAUCUCAAACAAUGGUUAAUAGAGCUGAAGUUAGAGGAACGGUAAGCGUUAAACUAUCUGAGCCCACACCUGAUCUGCCUAAGGGCAAGGGUAAAAACGAAGUCCCUGAGGAACCUGAGCUUUUAGAUACAGAUGAAGGUAAAAAAUAUAGUACAUUACUGCGUGUACGAGGUGAGGAGUGGAGAGAUAAAGUAUAUGUGGAUGAUUAUCCCACCGAUGGACCAAAUUUAUACGUUGCCAUAACAGGUUUUGUGGAGCCCUAUUUAGCACAAAAUUUAAUUAAAAUUGGAAUACCACUAACUGCUGUUAUCCAGGUUAGGAUAGACACCUCAGCGGUAACCGUACCUUCAGGCUUACUUCGGGCUACCAAAAGGGGACAAAGUCAGACAGAAUUAUUAAUGGAAAAGUCACUUAAAUUUUGGGAUACUGUUCAAGAAUUAAGAAUACAUAAGAGUUCUUCUGAGUAUUAUAAUAAUACUGCUUUUAUAGUAUUUUCUCCUCCUUACUGGGGUAAUGAAGAUCUAUCCGGUACACCUGAAAAAAUUUAUGAUGAGUUAUGCUAUCUCAUGUAUGACAUUCAAGACUUGAGCAGACAACACAACCAUUACAUAGAAAAUAUGGAUAUAAUAAAUAUUCCUGAAGAAGAUAUUGAUGAACGUUAUAUUAAUUGUUACAAAAGACAGAUUGAAGACUUACCAUUAGAAUGUGUGACUGUAUAUUCGCUUUUAGACAGUAUGUUACAAACUGUGUGUAAAUAUUUUGAAGAAAAUAGCAGCAAUACAUCCCUUACUAUAAUAAAUGUUACGGAUGAUGCAGUUAAUGCAAACGAUAAAAAUGAAAAAGCAGAAAGACUGGUUAAUGAUAUGUUUAAUGUCCUUUGCAGUUCUGAAAAUAAAAACAAGUCGUAUCGUUUAACAUAUGGGGAAGAAUAUGAGAAUCUUAAAAAUCCUACUAUAAUAAAUUAUGGCGAUAUUGCUAAAUAUAAUACAUUUCACCUAGGAAAUCUAAAUUUACAUAACAUUAUACGGUCAAUGUUAAUAGGAAUGCCCAUAAAUCAAUUGUGGAAUAAUUAUGAACGUAUCAAUGAGGAAUUAGAGGCUAAAAUAAAUUUCCAUGUUAAUUUGUUGCUGUCCUGUUUUAAGAGAAGUGAUAUUGAAACAGCAGAAUUAAAUAGAUUAAUUCAUAUAUUAGCCUGUCGUAAAUUAUAUGAUAACAGAAGUUCAUUAAAAAAGACACACCUACCCGAAUCAACUAUAACUGAAUUUAAAAAAGUUUAUCUUAAACGUAGCAUCCUUGCUGAGCCACUUUCCAAGUCGCCUUCUUUACAUCAUAAUUUAAGCUCUAUUACUCGUUUAGUGCCAUCUAUCAUAAAAAGCACAGAGGAUAAUAUACAAAGUGACGACGAAAGUACCAGUGUUAGAUUUUUGUUUCAAUGUCCCGAUAUUAGUGAACUGAUAUCAACAGCAGAAAUCUCGAGUGGAAAACCAAAAGAUCAUUUCAUUCGUGAGUAUGAAUAUUUUGAAGAGUUCAGUGGAAUUAACGCAUUUCAAAUCAUGUUGGAUUCAUAUAAUCGUUAUAACUGCGUUGAUUACAAAUAUUGUGAGGUAACUGAUUGUCUCAUAAUGAUGUUCUUUAACAGUCAUGAUGAAGAUGGAAUAUCAAGAGAUGAAUGGCGUUGUCAUAUAUCAACUCCUUUAUGUUUACAAGAUUUCUUUGAUUUUGUGCUAGAAGAACAAUAUAGUUGGAUUCAAAAAGAAGAAAAGAUCUACGACGCUAAUAUUAUGUUCAAAUCGUGCUCGCUAAUUAAGGAUCUAAAUGAAGGCUUGGCUACACAUUCAUGCUUAGAAAAUGCUGAAGUACAUAAGGAACUCUUAAUGGAGGGAUCACUAAAACAUGCAGAAUUUACUCAUGUAGAAGAAGAGUCUUCAGAGGAGAUGGUAAUACAAAGCACCGUGUUAAAAAAAUUUAAAACACCAUCACUCACUGACAUUGAAUCUAAAGCAAGUAAAAGAACUAAAUCCGUUACGGGUUCAACUCCCCGAAUAAAAAGACAGAGCAUGGUUUCUACUAGUGACCGAUCUGAAAAAAACGAUGUUUUACGGAAAUCAUUUGUAGGGUAUGACUUAGGCAACCGGAGGCUUGAGGUCUAUGGAAAAGAUUCUACAUAUUUCGCUAAAGAUGGCACCAAAAUAUUUUCUAAUUACAAUUUAUUGAUUCCAAUGAAUUUAGAAAACGUUUCACUAAGGGUUAAAUCAGGAAAUGAAAACAGUGAGUUUUGGAUACAUAAGGUUAUAGGCGAUCAAUUAAAUAACAAGGUAAUUGAUGCAUGCGAAUCAUUUCGGAUUGUAUCGAAAGGUAACCUAAGUAUAUAUGUCCAGAAGCAAACUUAUGAAAUCAAUCUUCCAAUUUUGGCAAUAACUUCCGAAGAUGAACAUAAGGAUAAUUCAAUCAAAUUAAGCAAUAAUUGUUCUACUUUCAAAGCCGCCCUGACUGACUUCGUUGAAACACAAAGUUUCUAUUCAAUUUCUGUGACUUGGCCUAAUGGACUUAUUACUGAAACAGUUCAUGAAAAGAAUUCGUCUAAAAUAUCCCAUAUUAAACAAUUUUUUAUUACUAAUCCUUCAGGUAGUGAAGAGGAGAUGCGGUGUAUAAGUUUAAAUGGAGAGGUAAUUGUUUUUAAAACUAACGGCGAUAUAGAAGUUUUGCGACCCGACGGAAGUUACAUUAAAAUAACUAAAUGUGAAAAACGGGUAAUAUGUACAGAACAUGAUGAUGAUUUUAACAGCGACACCAGCUCCGAUAAAAAUAAGAAAGGUAAAAGUAAAGAGAAAGGAAAACCGAGCAAAUCAUCACCAAAAUCAUCCAAAAAAGACCCUAUGUCAGAUAACAAAGAAAUGGAGGAUAUACCGCCAGAAUACGAGCUAGUUAUACAUGAAUUUGAAACAAUUCAUACGAAUGGUCUAAGAGAAAUGUGGACGAAUAAUACAAAUACCACCAUUGAACAAUUAAUUAUCAGAACAGCUACGGAUUACUGUCUUGGUGAAAUUUUUUCGAGGCGAAUGGAUGGAACUCAUAUUUUAUUAAAUAAAGACGGUGUUCAGAUUGUUACCUUUCCCAAUAAAACUCGUAUAAUUACCAAAUAUUUCAUAGAACCAGAAGAAAUAUAUCCAGAAUGGACUGGAGAAGAGCUGGAAUAUUUGGCAAUGCUUAACGCAGAAACUAUGGAUAUUGAAAGUGUGAAAUCUAAAAACUCUGUUAGAUCGAACGUCAGUGAAAGCUUUGAUUGUGAAAAAGCCGAGGAUCUUAAUGGUGACCUGCCUGAAAAACCAAGAAGUGAUGGUUAUAUUUCAGUUCAAAUACAGAUUACAGUGGAACAUCCAAUAUAUACUACGGUAACAAUCAAUAGAUCUAAUUACGACAUUACUAUUGAUUCGCCUAAUGACACAAGUAUUUCUUUGACAGCUGACCAUAACUAUAAAUUUCUCCUAGAUAAUGCCACCAAAGCUGAAUUCAAUGGAAAAAACUUGGACAUAACUUAUGAAUCAUGUCCAGAAUGUUUGUCGAAAACUACAUGCAUGAUAAAAAUAAAAUCUGAUGACUUAUGCAGUGCCACUAAAAUUAAUCGGUAUUGGCUAAGAAUGGAAGAUUGUUCAGGAAAAAAAAUUAUAGUAAACGAGGAAGGCAAUAUUAGUAUACGAAAUGAUAUUGGAUCUUCCGAAGAAGUAAUUGGAGUUCAUGAAACAUAUCACGACGAUGAAUCUACAGGUUCAAAUAAUAAGUGUGUAGAAAAGAAAAAUGUAAGUUCUUCAGUAGUUCAGCAAAAAUGUAAGGAUAUAGGUAAAGAAGACCUGAGGUUCUUUGUUCUCAAACGUGACUUGGGAUGCAGCGAACUAGUGUCUCGAGCUCAUGUGGAUAGUUAUAAGAAAGAAUGCCAGUGGCAACCAUGGUGCUCUAUUAACCGUUAUGAUACUUUCGGCGAUAAUCGUAGUCUUUUGUCAAUGUUGACCCCAAUCCAUCGGACAGAGACGGAGAAAUGGCUGAUGGAGUCUAAAUAUGCAGAUAAGCCCACAUACCUAACAUAUAAAGAUUUAAAGAAAGAUUGUGGCAAGGGUUUUUAUCAUUGGAUGCGCCCCUUUGGUCGGUUUCACCCAAAACCAAGGAAACCAGACCCUGUAUUACCCAACAGAUUGCCGUUGGCCUAUGUGUUUAGGAUACUUGAACAGCAGUGGAAAGAAAAGGAUAGAGAAAAGUUGAGUGGUGCGAAGGAGCUUCUAUACGCCAUCCUAAAAUACCGCCACGCAAUAGAGUUUGAUAGCGAGCAAAUACUCAACAUACCCAUUGUGGACUUCCGAUCUGAACAACAUAGGAAAACCGAAAACCUUAUUCAAACCAUAGCUCAUCGAAAUUACGAAGAACUUCGAAUGAAACUGUUAGAGGACGUGCAAAGUCGAGCAAAAGCAUCUCUAACUACAAAGCCAUUGAAGAUACAGGAGGAAAUAUCUAUAGAAGAAGAGGCUGAAGAAGAAGCAUCAGAAAAACCAAGUGAAGAAGGAGAACAGAAGAUACAAGAAAUGGAUAACGCUGCUGAAAUAAAUACCAACCAACAGCGGUACUGGAGGCGGCGCGCAGAAGAAUACAAAGAGGAGCAGUUCUACAAAUACCUUCUGCGCGAAGGUAGCGUCCCACCAUAUUUUCGCAACUUGCUCGGUGGUGCCAUUUGGUGGGAGAUGAACAAUGCAGCAGAUGAAGCAGCUACCGUAGCUGAACGGCGUCGGAUGAAAUGCGUAUGUCCGGCUGAACAGGAGAGUGAAUCUGAUAAGCCCUUGACAUAAUUUAAUUAUACUAAUAA